CCUCGAAACCUUCCAUACCCACACCUUGACACUUCCCUCCAAGUCGCAUCCAGUCUUGGCAUACUUACGUAGUCAGAGAGUGUUUAUUUGAAGUGGUAAGUGAAACUAACAGCACAGGUAACCAUGGCAGGACGCAAAGUCGCCGUGGACUUCGAUAAGAUCAUCCAGACUGAUCGCACAAGACGUAAGAAUGAAGCACUUGCAGAUGACAUUUUCAACCGUGGUCGUCGCCAAAGUGCCCCUGGCGCCGCAGCCUUCCGUAAGCCAGGAACCGGCCCAUCCCUUGCCAGCAGAGUCGGCAUUAGCAAAGAACGCUCCCGCUCCAUCACACCGAAACCCAUAGGCUCUGCGAAGUUCCCCAAGAGACAGGUUCCGGCAGGCAAUGUCAACUCAGACUGGACCCACGAUCUCCAUGGCGUCAACAACCCGAGCCCACUUGCUCCAUCGUCCUUCUAUAACAAGAACAUGAAACCCGGCCGCAAUGCUCAGUUUCGCACCCUUCUCAGCAACUCAGCGUCGUCACCCAACUUGAACGCCCAGUUCAAUGUGGUUUCAAAGGCGGGUCCUGGCUUGUCCAUCCGCGGUAUUGCUGGUCCUACCACCGUUCAAGCACAGAACUUCGCACCUGGAACGACUGGAGCGGACAUCGAGAGCGCAAUGACACCAAUUGGAGGCAAAAUCCUCAAAUGCAUCAUUGUAGCGACCAGGCCGAACGUUAUCGCCGAGAUCGUCUUUGAGAACAGAGAGGGCGCCAACGCCAUCAUUGACACUUUCCAUAACCAGACUGCCGACGGACGUGUCCUCAACCUCUUCAUCAAGCCCGACGUUGUCCCUGCGCCUAAAUCCGCCGCGCCUGCCUCAGCCCCUACUGGCCCUGCCAUCCCAGUCGGCCCUCGCGCUGACCGCAACAACCUCAGGCCCGCGCGCCCUGCGGACUCUGAUCGCUACAAUCAGCGCAACCGUGACAGCGGCAGAAAUGAAGUUGUGGAUGGCUCAUACGGAUUCGAGGACGAUCGCAUGGACACGGAUCAGUACGAAGCCCCGAAACCGCUGUACAGCGAUAACAUGGUUGGUGGAAGGAGUGACAGGGGCGAUAACCGUGACGGCGGGAGAGGUUACAGCCGGGGCGGUGGCGGUGGACGUGGUGGUGCGAGAGGUCGCGGAUACAGAUGAAGAUCGAAUCCUAGCUACUAUCACCCAGACGAAAGCUAGUUGUAAGAUAUACGGUCCCUUUGUGGACAUCGAACACGAUAUAUAGUGUUACGGUUUUACGUGUUCAUGACUAGAACAGCACAUCGACACAUCGCCGAGACCUUCUAAUAGGGAAUUUUCUGGUCUUAAAAUGACCAUUUAACAGCACGUAUGAAGUGGAGUUCAGGGCUAUAUAUGGUCUUCGGCGCCGAAUUAUACCAGAGGGAUAUUCCUUGACGCAGAUGGCGGGUGGAUAUGGCGUUUCGAUGAUGCACAACUGUAUAUUACAAUAGGCAGAUACUAAUUCGAU
This is a messenger RNA of Pseudogymnoascus verrucosus, 1501 nucleotides long. RefSeq lists its product as uncharacterized. The transcript has 4 exons. Gene Ontology annotation, molecular function: nucleic acid binding. NCBI's taxonomy places the organism in Eukaryota, Fungi, Ascomycota, Leotiomycetes, Thelebolales, Thelebolaceae. Bases 124 to 1173 code for a protein of 349 amino acids. The record is from RefSeq and is a predicted model, not a curated record.